AUGUCGUGUACGUGGUCCUCCUCGGGAAUUGAGAAGUCCGAGAAAUGGACAGGGUUUGGAAGUGGUGACCCUUGCAUUCUCGGAAUUGACGAGGCAGGUCGAGGGCCCGUCCUCGGACCAAUGGUGUAUGGUUGUGCCAUUUCUCCAGUCACUAAAGAAGCUGAACUGAGAGAGUUAGGAGUCGCUGACUCUAAAGCCCUCACUGAGGCAAAACGAGAAGAGAUCUUCGAUACAAUUAAUAAUGAUGAAGCUGCCAAACAGGUUGUGGCAUAUGCAGUGUCGACUUUAUCUGCCCAAUACAUAAGCACUUCGAUGUUGAAGCGGUGUAAGAGUUCUCUUAACGAGAUAUCUCACGAGGCAGCCAUCAGUUUGAUUCAGGAUGCGUUGCACUCAAAAGUCAAUGUUGUGGAGAUCAAGGUUGAUACAGUUGGGCCGAAAUCAUCCUAUCAAGCAAAGCUCGAGAAGCUGUUUCCAGGUAUCUCCAUUACGGUAACUGAAAAGGCCGAUGCUAUAUUCCCCAUAGUCAGCGCAGCCUCCAUUGCCGCAAAAGUAACACGUGAUCGCCACUUGAAAUCGUGGUGUUUCUCAGAAGCGUGCGUUAGAAUUCCAUCGGAUGGUUAUGGAAGUGGAUAUCCUGGAGAUCCAAACACUAAGAAGUUCCUGGUUGAAAGCGUUGAUUCUGUAUUCGGCUAUUCCUCCUUGGUGAGAUUCUCUUGGAAAACUGCGGAAGUACUAGUUGAUAAGCAUUGCAUUAAAGCAGAAUGGGAUGACCAACAUGUUACCGAACCGUCAGUGAAGGGAUGGCUCACCACAAAGAUUGAUUUGCCUAAAAGGCAUUCUUACUUCGCUGACAGAACAAUACAAAGCGUAGCAGUUCUUUAA
Necator americanus (New World hookworm) is the source of this 882-nucleotide messenger RNA. RefSeq lists its product as uncharacterized. The record is from RefSeq and is a predicted model, not a curated record. NCBI's taxonomy places the organism in Eukaryota, Metazoa, Nematoda, Chromadorea, Rhabditida, Ancylostomatidae. The transcript has 7 exons. Gene Ontology annotation, cellular component: ribonuclease H2 complex. Gene Ontology annotation, molecular function: RNA-DNA hybrid ribonuclease activity; RNA binding. Gene Ontology annotation, biological process: DNA replication, removal of RNA primer; mismatch repair. Bases 1 to 882 code for a protein of 293 amino acids.